Molecule: messenger RNA, 678 nt
Organism: Cinara cedri
Lineage: Eukaryota; Metazoa; Arthropoda; Insecta; Hemiptera; Aphididae
Source: the annotation of a GenBank genome assembly
AUGUGGAACUCUGAAGCAGAACCCAAUGAAGACAAUAGCGUACGUUUGUUUGAUAAAAAUAUAUUGCAACUUCAAAUAACCAAUUUUUAUUUUUAUAGAAAUUGGAACAGACAGCCAAACGAGAAUUAGACCAUGGUGGCUCAGAUGAUAGUACUUCAAAGGCCACUGAAGAUAAAGCCAAAAAGCAGCGUACAGAAGUUAUUAAUAACCCGACAGACACUAAUGAUAGAAGGUAAAUUUCUGUAAUUUAUCAUUUUUUGUUAAAAAGUUUUGUAUAACUGUUCUAACAUAAUAUUCUGCUGUAUUGUUUUGUUCACUUAGAUAUCAAACUAACUCAGAAACAUUGGGACCGGUCCAACCUAUUGAUGCAGCAAUUUAUCUGGCUAAACUUGGCGAAUCAGUAUGCAAAAUGGGAGUAAUAUUGAUAGAACAAGAAGUGAGAUAUUAAAUUUACAUGUGUACAUUUAGUUUUGAAUAUCUAAAUAUUAAAUGUUUAUUUUAUGUGUCAAGGACGAAUCAAAUAUGAACAACAGUUUAUCAAUACUUGUGGAUACUCUUUUAUGUAUCUUGGAACCCUUAUUUUGUCUUGCUCAACAAGUUCCAGAGUUAUAUGUUCACUCCCAAGACAUACUGGAAAACCUUAUGGAUGAUUUAGAUAAAAUAAUGCAAGGGUUUUAA